UUUCACUAGGUUUCCACAUGGUUCUAAAGCAGAGACAGUGGUUGUCUAGAAUGUGGGUGUCUAGAGGCUUUCAGAAACCACAGUUUUGCAAACCAAAAUUUCAUAAAGAAACUUGUGAAUAGGCACACCCAGUUAAAUGUACUUACCGAACAGGGAUUUUCUCAGCAACUUUAAAAUAUGUAUGUAAGAAUAUACUUCCUAGCAAUUCUGUUACUUUAAUGUCACAUUACAACAAGAUCUGGGUGACGUUCUAUGUCAUAAGACUUAAUUUACAGUUGCCUACUUUGGUGGAUGUACUCUAUCAUUUAUUCACAAGCUGUUGGGUUUUUUCUAUAAAGGUGGAAACUCAGAAGAAUGAAGGACCCAGACAGACAAGAGUGCAAAGGGAUGCGGUGGUUGCCAUGGCAAUGCAGCACAGUGCACACUCAGCUGUGACCUUUGCUCCCUGUCUCCCCCAUUCCCUCCCCCCGAUGACCUCUGUUGCGACCCAAGAUGGCCGCCCAGAGGAAGUACUUGGUCCGAGACUUUAACCGCUACAUCACGUGCUACCUGUGUCGAGGCUACUUGAUCAAGCCCACCACGGUCACGGAAUGCCUGCACACCUUCUGUAAGAGCUGCAUUGUCCAGCACUUUGAGGAGAGUAAUGAAUGCCCCCAGUGUGGCAUUCAAGUGCAUGAGACCAACCCUUUAGAGAUGCUAAGGUUGGAUAAAACACUUGAGGAAAUCAUUUUCAAACUUGUGCCUGACCUGCGAGAGAAGGAGGAACAGCGGGAGCUUGAAUUCUGGAGGAAAACAAAAUCAAAAGGAAACGGUGAAGAUGGUCCUAUACCUAAGAAAGCACGGCUGGGUGAUGACCGCGAGGAAGAUGAUGAUGGAAAAGGUGGAGACUACCACAGGAGUGACCCUCAGAUGGCCAUUUGUCUGGACUGCUUGCGGAACAACGGCCUGUCAGGAGAAAGCACAGUAAAGGGCUUAAUUAAGAAAUUCAUCCGCUGUUCCACUCGGGUUACCGUGGGAACCAUUAAGAAGUUUCUCUGUCUGAAACUGAAGUUACCAAGUUCUUAUGAGCUGGAUGUUCUUUGUAACGGGGAGAUAAUGGGCAAAGACCACACCCUGGAGUUCAUCUACCGCACACGCUGGAGACUACAAGAAGAAAGCGCAUAUCCCAUGGUUCUGGAGUAUCGUCCACGAAUUGACUUUGGCUAAGGGGACUGUGUCCUACCUAAUAGCACUGAUGGAGAAGGAGAAGGACUCCCAAGCGGACACAAAGACAGUUCACACUGAUAACUUCAUGUCUCCCAAACUAUUCCCUUCUAAUUUCCCUUCACAAGAGCUGGUCUGGUAGACACUCACACAUGACACUUGAGCAGUAAAACUAGAGCAUUGGUUUUACUUACUCGACUGGUUAACCUAGGGCACUGAUAGAGUUCCUCACGAAACUCAUGAUGGUUACGGCACAUCAGCCCAUGUUGCCAUGACAACCUGCUGUUUUUUUUUUUUUUAAAGUAAAGGAUGAAAAAGUGUGUGUGAGGCAGUUUUGAUUCUCAUGCCGCCCUGCACUUUCCUGGACAGAAGACAGAAGACAGAAGACAGAAGACAGACAACGUGGCAUUAAAGUCCAAGCUGGGAGUCCAGAGUGUGGUGAACCAACACUCCCAAUCACUCACUGCUGGCCUGUGGUGAUGAAGAUGAAACUCUGCUCAUCAAAGUCCCAUUCACUCUGGACUGAUUGCACCAGAGGAGAAAGUUUAUGCUGCCACACUCUUUUUUACAAUUCCUCUCCUUCAGUCAUUCAAAUUAGCUUCUUCAUUUUCACGCCAUUUCUUCACAUACUUCUCUCUCUCUCUUUCUCUCCCUCUCUCUCUCUUUCUCUCCCUCCCUCCCUCUCUCUCUCUCUCUCUCUCCCUCCCUCUCUCUCUCUCUCUUAGGCGCUUUUGUGUGUCUCUUGCAUCUGUAAUGGUGUUUUUGGCAGUGCUGUGUGGUACUGAUGGAUGUUUGUCUGACAGAUGAGAGGGGUGAAACUGAUAGUUUCUAUUCACCGCUGAUGGCAAGAGGAAGCAAAUAUACCUUUUGCAAAUUGCAUUGGAUGGCACCUGCUUCGCAAAAGGUUUUUCCAUCAUCGGCAGAGAGCAGUAUUUUUAUAGGAAGACAUUCACUGGAAUUCUGGGAAUACUAAUCUACAUAUUCCAUUUUAUGUUUCAUGGCAUCUAGUUUCCAGAUUCCUUUGAUUGAUUCGAGUCGAUUCAGUCCUUAGUCCAAGAAAGAAUUUUUUAUUUUCUUACAGUUUGAUAUCACUUAUCAGAUCAAUGCGAUUUUUUAUUAUGAUCUCUAUCUCAAUUUAGAUUCAAGAGGCACUGAAUCCAUUUAACGAGGCAUUGAUACCAUUUUAUUCCUUGUUGUCUGUGUAUUGUUCCUAGGAAUGUCUCCCUUAGGCAUUCAUUUGGACAUAGGAAUAUUUUAUUUUUACAUAAUACAACCUUCAUAGAACAUUUUACUCAUUAUAUCCUACAUUAUUUGGAACCUAUGGGACUGCAUAGGCUCUGAAUUGCACUGGUACGUGUACACAUAUACUGAAUGUAUCAGAAACUGAUGUAGUUUUGUAAAAUACACUACACUGAAGUAUGAAAGGGUAUCGGUGAGUACACACGAUUGGGCUGUACUGCAAUAGGCAGAAAUUGUUUGGUAGACAGAUAUAGAGUUGUUCUGUCUACUGAAGAGGGUCCAGUUGCCAUUAGAUGUGCCUAAUCAAUGAUGGUUUGAUUUUACAUAGAGAAGGAAGAAUGAUGACGAUUAAAUAGAGAAUGAUGACGAUUGCAUUGAUUAUGUAAUAAUACAUUUAUGACAUAUCAGCUUACAGCACAUUCUCUGUAAGCUAUUUGAAAGGCAACAUUUUUUUUUUCGUAUAACUUUUCCACACAAAGACUUUUGGUUGGCAUAGAGGAUUCUUCUGGGCUGAAAAGGGCUCUUCACUGCUAAAAUGAUGAUAAAUACUGACAGCUAAGGAACCUCCUGUAAACUUCACAUAUAACUUUACAUGAGAGAGUUAAAGGUAUCUGGAAUCUGUGAUUCUGGUGAAAGGUUGUUGAUAUUUGAGCUAAACAGACAAUCAAAUGCCCCCCCCCCCUUUCGUGCAGCACCGUCUUGAUUGGCUUUAUUGGUUGUUAAUGGCUCAUUCUGAGCCACUACCCUUUGAUUUCCAUUUAGAAAGUCAGGACUGUGUACGAACACCAGAGUUUUUUGGAACACACACACUGAACAGACAUGUCGAGGACUGUGAGGAGCGAUUCACUGAAUUUGACAAAAAGUGUAUUUAAUAAUAAUUGUGCACUGCACCUUUAAUGUAGAAUCUUGAAGGGUUGUAAGGAGAAUAGCACUUCCUGUGAUAGUGAGGGUCUCAUUGUUAUAAAAGCCCAGCCUCAAGGGUCUGACUUGCACUGCUUCAACCCGCUUAGAGGACUGCAGUUGAAACGUACAGAGAGAACCUACAUCAGGGGUUUCCCAGCCUCACCCUUAGAAGGAUGGUGUGUCGUCAGGUUGAGGCCCAGCCAAUCACGAGCACACCUGUCAUGGCUAAUCAAACAUGGACGCUGGGCUCACAUGUGAAUGGGUGAGCUUAGAGAGGUGUGGUCCGCCCGGCUGGAAUAAAAACACAGCCAUGCUGUCUCUCUGAGGGUAUCACUGGCACGGCCCGACACACUUGAAUGCAGGCAUGAGUGGGUCAAGCAGGUUUAUAGUGAGUUGUCAAGCUGAGGAUAUCACAAGCCCAGGAUAGGGAUCAUAUGUUACUUAUUUUGCAGUUCACGCUCUCUCUCUCUCUGAAAGUGGCUUUACAAACAAAUGGUCCAGAACUAAGAGAGGACAAUGCAAAUACAGGAUGGUACAAUGAUUGUUGUGCAGUCACUCAAACAGUCUAGACUGAACUAACAUCACUAUACACUAUACCCUGAUCAUAUAUACUUCAUACUGCUGUUUCAUUUACAGGACAUACGGUCUUCUUGAUAGAUUAGAGUGAUACUCAGUGAAAGUGUGUUUAACUGCUUGCCACUUUGUCCUUGACAGCCUUUGAGUAGGUCAACUGUUAUUCUUCAGAGCUCACUUCUCUGGUGAAAAACCAUGUAGAGUUAAAGAGACUUUUUGUCCUUGCGUCCUUCCAAAUCACAAAUAUGUAUUUUUGUACGGUCACCCAUGGGAUUGUAUGUUUCUGUGUGUACAAACCUACAAAUGUAUGUGAACUUAAUAAUCACAAUUGUAUGUUGUAUGUUUUUCAACUCAAAGAUGCUGCUUAGAAUACAGUAAUUUAUUAUUCUAUUUUUAAAUGUACUUUACCUAUGACUUGGAGAUAGCAUAUGUCCAUUCCGUCUUUAGAGAUGUAUAUAUGAUAUGGGUUCUUUCUGUGUGUGACCCAGGCCAUCACUCUGUUAUGAUUAUUAAAAAGAGAAGCGUCGGCAAAGGACUUUUUCUUCA
Messenger RNA from Clupea harengus (Atlantic herring), 4464 nucleotides. RefSeq names its product polycomb group ring finger 5a (gene pcgf5a). Lineage: Eukaryota; Metazoa; Chordata; Actinopteri; Clupeiformes; Clupeidae. The record is from RefSeq and is a predicted model, not a curated record. The transcript has 8 exons. The coding region runs from base 493 to 1206 and encodes 237 amino acids.